Molecule: messenger RNA, 1043 nt
Organism: Coffea eugenioides
Lineage: Eukaryota; Viridiplantae; Streptophyta; Magnoliopsida; Gentianales; Rubiaceae
Product: mitogen-activated protein kinase kinase kinase 1
Exons: 1
Coding region: 79-774 (231 amino acids)
Molecular function (GO): ubiquitin protein ligase activity; zinc ion binding
Source: RefSeq, a predicted model, not a curated record
CAAAAUAAAAAAACAUCUUCCCCUCCAAAGAAAGACCUAACUGCAAAUAACUACCUUUCUAUACCUAUUUCCCCGCAUAUGGAAUCCAUUGCAUCCAGUUCAUCCCCUCCUCACGACCAGCAGCACCACCGUUUGGAGCCGACGCAACCGCUCGCCGAGCGCAUUAUCCGAGCCCUUCGCCACCGCCUCCGCCUCCUCCACAGGUUUGAUUCCUCCUUCUUUGUGUUAGGCGCCACAGGAAAUGUUUACACUGUCAACUUAUCUGACACCCCAUCAUGCACCUGCCCUGAUCGCACCGUCCCUUGCAAGCACAUUCUCUUCGUGUUUAUACGCGUUCUAGGCGUCCCCCUCGAUGAUUCCUGUCUCUGGAGGAGGAGUCUGAGGCCGUGCCAGCUCAACCGCCUUCUCACUUCGCCUACGUUGACGGAUGCCUUAGCCGGGGCUACCGUUCGAGAGAUGUUCCACCAGCUGUUUUUUCAGGCUGGGCCGAGUACUUCAGGCGGCCCUCGUGUUGACAUGGAAGACGGCACGGCUUGUCCGAUAUGUCUUGAGGAACUGGGGAAAGGAGAGAAAAUCGUAGCUUGUGGGACCUGCAGAAAUCCAAUUCAUGAAGAAUGUUUAAUGGCGUGGAAGAAAAGCAGCAGAAGAAGAUCAACCAGCUGUGUACUUUGUCGCGCUAGGUGGAGAAAUACGGCUGAUCAAGACAAGUACUUGAACUUAUCAGCAUAUAUUAGUGAGGAUGACAUGGUUGAAGAUGAAGGCCAUUGCAGCUAGCAACUCUUCAGGCCUUCAAGAAUCCUCGGUGGGGAUGUUAGAUAGAGCUGAAGGAGUGGAAAUUAGGGAAAGAAGACUAUAACUGUAUAUACAUGCUAAACAAAACAAAACAAAACAAAACAAAUUUGGAAAAGAAAAGAAAGAAAAAGUUGAUUGUUUAAGAGUCAAUUUUGUUGGAAACGGAAUUAAUAUUCCAACUCUCGUGCUCUUCGAAUUAUGGUUUUCUCGCAAGCAUAAAAUUAAAGGUUUUAGGGCCUUGUAUGUGUAUG